GGGGACGACGGCGGCGGCUGCCGAGCCGCGGGCCCGGCGCAGCGGCAGAAAGUAAAGGAGCAGCGGGAGCGGUGGAGGCGGCGGACGGUGCGGCGGAUGAGCGCGGCCGAGCGCGGCCCCCAGCGUGCCCAGAGUGCUCUCCCCAGGACAGCCUGCCAACCUGAGAGCCCUAGCUGUGAACUGUUUGGUGGAGUCAAAAGAAAUCUCAUUAAGGACGUUUCUCUCCUUUUACCUGAGGCCUUGUUUGUUUUAGGCUGCAGCGGGUCCCAUCUGCCAUCACUCCCAGGGCACCCGGCGACAGCAGCGGCACCCGCCCCAGCCGAGGGAGCCCCCAGAGAGGUAAGGCAGGUGCAAGGAGACUUUUUUUCAGCAGCCUUCCUUUCAAAACUCCAACUCAGCCCUGCUUUAUGGAGGCCCUGGGUGCUCACAGCAAGAGACGGUGAGAUGACAGAGAAUCAACAAAUGUCAGAACUGGAUGGUCAACUAGUAAAGUUUAGAUCAAAAGGAGCCCUGGGGUUUCAACAUCCAGUGAGACUCUAUUUACCCAAGUCCAAAUCCCAAAAGUUUCUCAAUAACAUCGGAGAGAAGGUUCUGGCGAGUUUUCCAGUACAAGCUACAAUUCACUUCUACAAUGAUGACACAGACUCUGAGGAAGAUGAAGAAGAAAUCAGUUCAGCCUAAUAAUGAACAGUGGUCAGCCUUCAACAAAAGCAAAAUAAAAAUUAAAAAAUCAAGAGAUAAAAAAAGAACUGUCAGAAACGUAUGGACUAACAUCUGACUGAUCAAAGAAAUACAUCAAAGCUCAAAAGAGAACUAUUUAUAACUAUCUUACCAAGAAAAAUGAGUCAAUGCAACUGGAAAUGAAGAGGAAAUCCUUUUGUGUUUUGAGAGACUUUUAAAUGAAACCCUGAAGCUGAACAAAAAAUUAUAAGGUUUAAAUCAAGUUGGCUUAAGUAACAUGGAUUAGGAACAUGAAGAACACUGUACUUAGUUACUCACUGUUUUUUACAUUGCAGUCCUGAUAAAACGAAAAUAGUAUUGAUUAUGAAGUAAAAUAAUAUAAUAUACAGCCCCCAAAUAACCCAAAGGCUUUGAAACACAAUGUUUGAAUUUAAGCUAGAAAUUACUUAAAAUGCAAAGACUAUUGCUUAUUAGCUCCAUGGGGCAUGUUUAUUAAAUGAUGUAUGCCAGAUUGGCCUAAUCCAUUUCCAGUAUAACUCCCUGUCAAGACAAGUUCUAAAUGUCAGUUGUGAUAUUUUCUGGGGUCCUGUCAUUCUGUUAUUAUCGUAUUUCCCCCCUGUAAUCAGAAAAGUGCCUUUUUGUCAGUCAAAAAACAAGUCAGCCUUGAUUAAAAACUAUGAUUUAAUUUAAGGACACAUUAAAACAUGCAUUAUGUGCUACCUUUUUGUCUUCACUACGAUAUUAAAAUCUCAUUUCUAGUACACUUGAAUCUAUGAUUUUAAUAUACCUGACUAGAUUCCCAUCUAGUGGGGUUUGAAUAUGUAUCUUACUACCUUGAUAUUUCUUUUAAAUUGAUGUUCAGGAAGACUUAAGUUACCAAUUUGCAUAAGCACCUUUGUGUUAUGUACAAUGUAGACACUUAUAUUCCAACACUGUUAUUCCACUAGCAAAAACUGCUUUUUCAGUACAGUUUAUUUCAUUCAGAAAAUUGGUAUAAUCUGUUCUGGUUAACCUUUUGUCUGCAUAAAUUUUGUAUGCUCAGAGAGUUUGCCAGUACUUGUCUUGCUAUGCCAGAAUUUUUUAAUUAGCUCAAAGAUUAGCUAUUUGGCCCCACUAUGUUUCAGAAUUACUAUCCUUCAAGUAUCUUAUCUCUAACCAGAACUGCCAUAGUUUCCCCAGAGACAAGGCAAAGGCAGAAUCCAAGAGUCUUGACCUUUUCUACACUACUGUUGGUGGUGUAGAUAAGGUCAGACUGUUGUAAGAAUCACCUAAAGUGUCUGUCAGGUCUUCCUCUUAGUACGACGUACUGUCAAAGUGAUAGCGUAAGUCUAGCAAAUUAGGAAAUGAAUGAACAUACUAGAAUGGAAGAUUUUUUAAAAAUCUCCAUUCACAAACUAGAAAGUGGACUGAUAAAUUAAAUUCGCACAAGGAGACAGCAUCCUAUAAUAUAUGGAAUUACAAGAACUAGUUAAAUUGUAAACACUGGUGUGACACAUGAAAAUUCAGUUUUUAGAUUUCACUCAUUUGUCAUCUCCACAUCUUCACUUCCCAACAUAUGGAACUAAAAUACAGACAUUUUAAAGGUCUUUCACUUUUCUCACAAGAUUAUUUACUAAAAUUAUUUAUGCUGCAGCUUCAUUGUUGUUCAGCCUGUAGAAUAAACAAACAGAAAAGCAUACAAGAUUUAAAAGGUCAGUGAUGACGUAUUGCCUACAAUGGUCAAAUUACUGUACAUUAAGCCUCAACUUCUUCCUUGCAAGAAGCUCUAGUCUCCAUCAAUGCUCAGCUCAGUUCACGCUCAAAUUUUGGAGUUCUGCCCUUACCUUCGAGUCCUGAGCAGGGCUUUUUCUCACCUUUUAAGACACCUCUGUGUGCUGCCUUUUUUCUCUGUGCUAUGACACAAACCAACCCGGUUAGUGCUCAAUUGCUCAGGCCCUCAUUGAGGAUUACUGGAAUCUGGAGGGACAUGUUGAGGGAACCAUCUCCAUCCCCUAUGAAAACGGUGGUUACCACGCAAUCCCCACACAGCACAGUGCUCCCUAACACACACACUACGCUGAAGAGCCAUUUGCCUCACACAGAUAUUGUCACCAUUUAAGGAUCCAUUAUGCAAAAGGAACACUCUGUAGGUUCUUCCUUGCUAGUUCUUACCUUCCUAUUGAGACCACGUUGCCUGUUACUACUUCCUCCUCCUUUACAGCUUCUCUGCCUGCCCUGCAGAUGCCCAGCAGUGGACUGUGGUUACUCUUUAGAAAAGUAUCAGAUGAAACCAGCGCGUGCUUGUGGACACAGAUGCCCCGCAAGAGCUGGUGUUGCUAUUAUUGCAGGAAAGCAAUGAGGAACCAAUAUCUGCAGGACCGCGUGACAUAAAUGGAGGUCAGCUUCAGUUGCAACUGAGACUGAUCUUCCUGCAUUACGAAGAGGUUUUGAGCUGGAGGGACUGGCAUGGGUGGGACUAUGUAUUGACACUGAGGACUGGUUAUUGACUCCAGACGUGAAUCUUCAAAAGCUCUAUCUGAAAACGUAGUAACUGCAUCCUGGAUGACCAGCAGAAGUUACCCUGUUUUUGGAAAGACAGAGCUUUUGAAGAUCUGCGUCUGGGGUUAAUAACCAGUCCUCCGCAUCAACACAUCAUCUUCCAGGCACUCACUCCAUUUGCGUGCAGCUUUGUUAUCCUGUCCCAUACUCUCACCAGCUGGUAGUCAACCAGUCUGGAGUGGCAAGUGGCUCACUCAGAUGUGUGAAAAAGCCUCCUGGACUUUCUGGCAGCAGCAUACCAGACCACCACCAGGUUCUGAGUUGAUUUUUGGUUGGUGAAGUCUACUGAAUACUUUGAGAAAUGGAAAGCAUCGGUUUCAGUGUACUAACUAUUUUUCAGGAGUGUUGGCAAAGAACCUUUGGCAGGUAGGAGCUACAGAUGGGGUAACUAGUAAAACAACACAAGAGAACAGAUAGAGUGUAGACAGUAGCCAUACAUACUAACAGAACUACCACAUCAAUACUGGAUGGGGCAUCUUAUUCCAAGUUUCCUGGUAAUGUGUCCAGGCAGAAUCUGAACAUUUUGAACUUGUCCAGAAUUUCCAGACCUACAGCAAACCAAGUGGGAUGGUAGCUCCAUGAAAAACAUUCCUAGGCAGAAAAGAUGAGCCGUUUUAGACAAAUGCUGAAGGUUUGGAAAUCACGGACAAGCGGGCACUGAAAAAAUGCAGAUCAACUACCCAGAAUGUGAGCCAUAAUCUGAUGUACCCUAGAAAAUUAUAUUUGUACUUAAA
Messenger RNA from Chroicocephalus ridibundus (black-headed gull), 3953 nucleotides. RefSeq names its product ripply transcriptional repressor 3 (gene RIPPLY3). Lineage: Eukaryota; Metazoa; Chordata; Aves; Charadriiformes; Laridae. The transcript is spliced from 6 exons. Gene Ontology annotation, biological process: embryonic pattern specification; negative regulation of transcription by RNA polymerase II. Bases 97 to 681 code for a protein of 194 amino acids. Gene Ontology annotation, cellular component: nucleus. The record is from RefSeq and is a predicted model, not a curated record.